GUCGUAAGGCACACUGACAUUCACUUCCAGAUUCAGCUAAGGAAGAAGCACCGCUCCUAUUCACCAUGAAAACUAUCAGCGUUGCCCUUUUGGCGUUGGUGGCCCUUUUUGCCCUGAUGGAGGUCACUGGAGCCCUGCCAGCACCCGAACCUAGCCGACGCCACUUCUUUGGAGGAAGUCCCUAUGGCUUCGGCGGUUACGGCUAUAGACCUCACGGAUUCGGCUUUGGCUACGGCGGAUACGGCGGUGGUUUUGGAGGCUUUGGAGGUGGAUUUGGUGGAUAUGGUGGUGGUUUCUUCGGUUGAGAAACAUCUUAUCUUCCAUGAAGACAUCGGAAGUUAGAACGUCAAUGACAUCCAUAAAUUGUUUAAUGUUCGAAAAAAUUAUAACUGGCCGAUUUAUGUAAAUGAAAAUAUGAGUUUAUUUUUCUAUAAAUUAUAAUAGAUUUUCUUCUUAAAAAUC
Molecule: messenger RNA, 462 nt
Organism: Macrobrachium nipponense
Lineage: Eukaryota; Metazoa; Arthropoda; Malacostraca; Decapoda; Palaemonidae
Product: neuropeptide-like protein 31
Exons: 2
Coding region: 66-305 (79 amino acids)
Source: RefSeq, a predicted model, not a curated record